Molecule: messenger RNA, 1779 nt
Organism: Trifolium pratense (red clover)
Lineage: Eukaryota; Viridiplantae; Streptophyta; Magnoliopsida; Fabales; Fabaceae
Exons: 6
Coding region: 286-1560 (424 amino acids)
Biological process (GO): photosynthesis; response to glucose; glycolytic process
Cellular component (GO): cytosol
Molecular function (GO): 6-phosphofructokinase activity; diphosphate-fructose-6-phosphate 1-phosphotransferase activity
Source: RefSeq, a predicted model, not a curated record
AGCAUUCAUAAACUCAAAACUGUCUUCUCUCCCAUUUUUUCUACUCUAUUUUUCUGGUUUUAUUCUAUUUGAUGGUUUAUGCAAACAAUUGGCUGGUCACAUGGCAUGAUGUCAUCAUGAUGUAAUGCAAUGAUCAAUUUCCUGGUUUAUGCAAACAAUGGGUUGUUUGCUGGUUUAUGCAAACAGUGAGUUUGACAUCAGAUAAAUGAAACCUAAAUACACAUUAGGAGCUGCUGCCUCUCUUCUUCAUAUUUGGGGAAUUUGACAGAAAAAAAAAUACAGAACAUGGAAAGUGAAAAAACGAGAGAGAGAGAGAGAGAGGGAGAGAGAGAGAGAGCGAGAAAGAGAGAGAGAUUGGCAGAGGAGGGAGUUGCUAGCAGUGGUGCUCCGGCCGGAGAUGGCGGUGGCGGAAAUCUCUCCUUUUCCUCUUCAAUCCAACUUCUUCAAUCACCGUUCGCCAUUAUCGACGGUCCUAAAAGCUCCGCCGCCGGCAAUCCAGAUGAGAUCGUGAAACUGCUUCCAUUUUUGUUCGGACAACUUUCUGCUUCUUUGGUUCCUGCAGAUUCAAGCAAAUCGCUUCCUCAUCGGAAGUUGAAGAUUGGCGUUGUUCUUUCUGGUGAUCAAGCUCCUGGAGGUCACAAUGUCAUAUCUGGAAUUUACGUGGUUUAUGUUGAUGUAAAAGGGAAAGCUACAAAUUCUAGCUUAAGAGGGAGAACAAGUAUGACAGUUGGUGCUUCUAUGGUAUACCAGCCUGAGCUAAAGAAGGAUAAAAGAAAAGGAAAACCACCUGCUCAUCCCAAAAAUCGAGGAAAACUACCGGAAAUAUAUGCAAGCGUCAUUGGUCAGUACAUUGGUGAUACAGUUCUUUUACAGGACAUUAACGAAAAUCAAAUCCAAGUAGCUGUAUUCAAAAAGAACAAUUCACAGAUUUAUUUCACUCAUGGCUGGUCUCGAUUGAAAGAUUUCUAUAACAUCAAUGCCGGCGCUUGGAUUACUCUUUUGUUCAUCAGUCCUUUUGUCUUCUUUAUUCGGGUACCAUACAUUACUGGUGUGGAAAUCACCUAUCCUCAUAGGACUCCCCCAUAUAAACUUGUGUUGGAAAAACCUUUCCUAGAAGCAACUUCAAAUGGACCUAUUCCCUACUUUGUCCUUCCAAAAGUUUUUACCCACAGUCUUGAAAAAACCCUCACUGCUCCUGAUGUUGAGACUGGGACUUUGACAAUCUAUUGGAGAGGUUUCUGUCAAAAUGCACUCCCUAAUGAAGAGACUAAACUCAGAUUAAUUGACUGGCUUGGUAACACCUGGGAUCACUGUGAUUUGAAGUUUGACAAUGGCCCUUAUAUCAGCUGCAAAAUUUCAGGACAAUGGGGAGAUGUUUGCAAGGUACAUAAACUGUCCGAGGGUGUAGUUGUUAAAUUCGGUGUUACUAAGUCAUCUAACAAUAGGACUAUCUACUUUAAGCUAUCCCCUUUCAUUGGUGUUAAAACUACCCUGCAUGCUCCGUCAACAUCCAGCAAUCGGAAGAAAUUCUACCAAAGUCAGUACUAUUAUAUGCUCUAGAUCUCUCUCUAGCUAUCCUUCAACUCUAACUCCUCUAUCUGUUUUGUAACUUAUGCUAUAAUGUACCAAACAAUAUUUAAUUUCCAUCCUUUUUGCCAUUAGUGGAUCUCAAUAUCAAGGUCAUACUCUUUUAAGGACCAUUUUGGUGAUGAAUGUAAGGACAUGUACCAUAAUUACUACUAUUUAACUUUUAAUCCCUAAUGCUUUUUGUUUGUUCAA